Sphaerodactylus townsendi is the source of this 4762-nucleotide messenger RNA. RefSeq names its product ribosomal protein S6 kinase A2 (gene RPS6KA2). NCBI's taxonomy places the organism in Eukaryota, Metazoa, Chordata, Lepidosauria, Squamata, Sphaerodactylidae. The record is from RefSeq and is a predicted model, not a curated record. The transcript is spliced from 22 exons. Gene Ontology annotation, biological process: protein phosphorylation; intracellular signal transduction. Gene Ontology annotation, molecular function: magnesium ion binding; ribosomal protein S6 kinase activity; ATP binding. Bases 201 to 2402 code for a protein of 733 amino acids.
CAGACGUGCCUUUGCGAUGUGUUGAGCAGCUCCUGCCAAGGACUUGAUGCCUUCUAAAAGGAACCUUUUCCCUGCCGAGGAAGGCUCGUCCUCCGUUUCUUUCUCAGAUGGAUUUCACACUGGAGAUUAGCGGGAUGCCCUAGCUUCUCAGUGUCACUGCGGAUCCUCCGUUCCUUUGCCCUGCCCUUCUGAACGGAGCAAUGGAAAUGGAUAUGAAGAAGUUCACAGUGCGUCGGUUCUUCUCAGUGUAUCUCCGCAAGAAAUCUCGCUCAAAGAGCUCAAGUCUAAGCAGAUUUGAGGAAGAAGGAAUUGUGAAGGAGAUAGACAUCAGUCAUCAUGUCAAGGAAGGUUUUGAAAAAGCAGACCCAUCGCAGUUUGAGCUGCUGAAAGUGUUGGGGCAAGGCUCCUAUGGAAAGGUAUUUCUUGUGAGAAAAAUCAAAGGAUCAGAUGCUGGGCAACUGUAUGCAAUGAAAGUGCUCAAGAAAGCGACUCUGAAAGUUCGAGAUCGUGUACGAUCAAAAAUGGAAAGAGAUAUCUUGGCAGAAGUGAAUCACCCUUUCAUUGUAAAACUUCAUUAUGCAUUUCAAACAGAAGGAAAGUUAUAUCUUAUUCUAGAUUUCCUGCGAGGAGGAGACCUUUUCACCAGACUUUCCAAAGAGGUAAUGUUUACAGAAGAAGAUGUCAAGUUCUACUUAGCUGAGCUGGCCUUGGCUUUAGAUCAUCUUCAUGGACUUGGUAUAAUUUACAGGGAUUUGAAACCAGAAAACAUUCUUCUAGAUGAAGAGGGACAUAUUAAGAUUACAGACUUUGGCCUGAGCAAGGAAGCCAUUGAUCAUGACAAGAGAGCUUAUUCGUUCUGUGGGACGAUAGAGUACAUGGCCCCAGAGGUGGUCAACCGGCGAGGACAUACACAUAGUGCGGACUGGUGGUCUUUUGGUGUCCUAAUGUUUGAAAUGUUGACAGGAUCAUUACCAUUCCAGGGAAAAGACAGAAAGGAGACAAUGGCUCUCAUUCUCAAAGCGAAGCUGGGAAUGCCUCAGUUUUUGAGUAUAGAAGCUCAGAGUUUGCUGCGAGCGCUUUUCAAAAGAAAUCCAUCCAACAGAUUAGGUGCUGGCCUUGAUGGUGUUGAAGAAAUUAAACGACAUUCUUUCUUUGCCACCAUAGACUGGAAUAAGCUCUACAGGAGAGAAAUCAAGCCACCAUUUAAACCUGCAGUGGGAAGGCCAGAGGACACCUUUCAUUUUGACCCUGAAUUCACCUCAAGGACACCAACAGAUUCCCCAGGAGUUCCCCCAAGUGCUAAUGCUCAUUACCUCUUCAGAGGAUUCAGCUUUGUUGCCUCCAGCUUGGUUCAGGAGCCAGCACAGCAAGAACUGCACAAAAUCACAGUCCAUCCCAUUGUCCAGCAGUUACAUGGAAACAAUAUUCACUUUACAGAUGGAUAUGAGAUCAGGGAGGACAUAGGCAUUGGUUCUUACUCAGUAUGCAAGAGAUGUAUACACAAAGCCACAGAAACAGAGUUUGCAGUGAAGAUAAUUGAUAGGAGUAAAAGGGAUCCCUCAGAAGAAAUUGAGAUUCUGCUGAGAUAUGGACAGCACCCAAACAUCAUCACUCUCAAAGAUGUCUAUGAUGAUGGGAAAUAUGUAUAUCUUGUGAUGGAGCUGAUGCGAGGAGGAGAACUCUUAGACCGGAUACUUCGACAAAAGUGCUUUUCUGAACAAGAGGCUAGUGAUGUCCUUUGUACCAUCACCAAGACAGUGGAUUAUUUGCAUUCCCAGGGAGUUGUCCAUCGAGAUCUGAAGCCUAGUAAUAUCCUCUAUAUGGAUGAGUCAGGAAAUCCAGAGUCAAUCAGGAUCUGUGAUUUUGGAUUUGCCAAACAACUGAGAGCUGAGAAUGGUCUGCUAAUGACUCCAUGUUAUACAGCCAAUUUUGUAGCACCUGAGGUCCUAAAACGGCAAGGCUAUGAUGCAGCCUGUGAUAUUUGGAGCUUGGGGAUUCUGUUGUACACCAUGUUAGCAGGAUUCACUCCUUUUGCAAAUGGUCCAGAUGAUACCCCAGAAGAGAUUCUGGCCAGAAUUGGCAGUGGAAAAUACGCACUUACAGGAGGAAAUUGGGAUUCUGUAUCUGAUGCUGCCAAGGAUAUUGUGUCCAAGAUGCUUCAUGUAGACCCCCAUCAGCGCUUAACAGCAGCCCAAGUUGUAAGGCACCCAUGGAUAGUAAACAGAGAAUAUCUUUCACAAAAUCAGCUCAGUAGACAGGAUGUUCAGCUCGUAAAGGGUGCAAUGGCAGCCACCUACUUUGCUUUAAACCAAACUCCUCAGGCACCAAGGCUGGAACCUGUAUUGUCCUCCAAUCUAGCACAGCGGAGGGGGAUGAAGAGACUGACCUCAACGAGGUUGUAGUGGUCCCAAAGAAAUUCUGGUUUUAAAACCCCCCACAUUAUAUUGAUUUGAGGGGCUGAUCUACAUGAAGAUGUAAAGUGAUCCUUUGCUUUCAGGGGUUUUAUUUUUUUGUUUUCUUUCUUUUUUCUUCUUUUCUACAUUACCACCAAGAUCCUGAGUUAGCAGCUACUAAAAAUGUGCCAAUUUUUCACUUGAUAUAUUUCUCCUUAAUUAUGUAUAAACUAUUAAGGUAUUGUUCCUACCAUACCCCUUCUCUUUCUCCCCAAAAGGAUUUUUUUGGAAUCACUUAGGUGCUCUGUAUGACCACAUUUUAUAAGCAUGUUUUCCAACAGGUAACAAAUAGGUUUGAGCUUAGAGGUCAGUUAUACCAUUUUAUGUGUCAGAAGUGUACUGGCACAGCUAGUCCAUUGGUACAACUGACUAUCCUCAGCUGCAGGGGAGCAGCGAAACAUACACUUGGUGAAUGCAGCAAAACAUACUUUGAUACAAAAUCAUUGGCCUGCUAAAAGUGGGUUCAAGUGAAGUAAAAAAGAACUCCUGUGUAUUAGCACUUUCUCUGCUUCUCAAAAAAAUCUCUUUGUACAUGUUCAUGUAGAAAUUAACACAAAAGGGAGAGAUCAAGGUUGCAUGUGCUGGGCCCAUCUCCAAUCUCCACAUAUUUGCUCAGAACCUGCACAUAAACACCCCAAUAUGCAUAGGUUUCUGUUCUUGCUGUCCGUAUGCUGGACAAAAUAGAAGGUAUGGAUCACAUACACCAGAUUCUGCAUGCAUUCUGUCUGUAUGCAGUAAUGUUCUGGGAAAAUGGAAGUUAGGAGUGGAGUUAAGAGGUGUGGGCGAAGGGAACAACCCCUUCAUUUCUUCAUUCUUCAUUUCUAGGUCUACACAGUUAAAUGCAUGAACAGGACUAAGCAUACUAUAUUGCAGACUUGCCCACCACCAUCUAAUUGAGAUUUUUCUUUGCCUGUUCAGUUUGAAAUAAGAGUUCAUAAUGUCAGGCUGUCAAAAUCAUCUAAUCCCCAACUGGCAGUUGAGAAAAAAAAGCUGUCACUGAAGAAAGUUCAGAAAGCAAAUUUUACACUGUUUCCCUGUAUCAAAGUAAACAGGCAUAUAGUGGUGUUUUUCUUCCAUCCAGCGCAAGUGACCGGCAAAAUGGGUCAACCACUUCCCACUGACAUUGAUGGCAAAGUUAUCAUGGGUCAGUCAGCCCAGCACAGACUUAAAUCCUUUGAAAUCUGUGAGCUUUUAGAGCAGCCAAUGCUGUGCUGUAUGGUGGUAAUUAUUUUUAGCACUUUAUUUUGCUUUAUUUUUCAAAAUGGAUUUUGUCAUCUUCUGAAACUUUACAGGAGAAACCAGCACACUACUUUCAUUUCCUCUCAUGGGGAAAGCCUAUAAAGACAGAAUAUCUUAUCCUACAGAUGAAAUUUGUCAUGCUGAGAAAUUAGGCCAUUCCAUUUCUAGCUGAAGCAAGAGAAAAGGACUGGCAUGAACUACUGUUAUGUGCUUCUUAUGGUUUGUUUCUUCAUUGACCUAAAUGUUGCAUAAGUUAUUUCAUUGUAUUUUGUCCUUGCUAAUGUUUUAUUUUCAUGUGCUGUGCACACAAGAUUGCCAUAGGGCAGCUAUUCUCUUGAAUUUUGAUUUUUAGAGUAAAACAUUGUUAUGAAACUCGUAAGAUGGAUGAAGUGGCUUGAGCAUAAGAAGAAGGUUGGACCUUCUCCUCCACCACCACUGCUGCUGCUGCUGCCUCCUUUGCAGGUUGGCCCUGUUCAGCUGUGACACCUUGUGUGGGGACUGCAAGCAGUAGCCUGCUGGUUGGGACUGUUCCGCUGGAGCACAGCUGGCUUCCCACCCAGGGUUGUGGUGGACUGAGUCUGUGGUGUUGGCGUCUCCUCAGGAGGGGGGGACCUGCCAAAGUGAAGGGGGGAGCGCUCCCCCCACCCAAUUUCAGGCAGGCUGAGGCUGACCCGGCCAGGGACGCAAGAGGGGCUCAGGGUGGGGGGCGAUUUUGCGUCCCCACAUGAUCAAAAGAGUGGCGUCCGCAGACAUGUGACCCCACACAUCCCUCUGGCAGAUAUGCCACUGUAUAUGGCUUUAGCUAUAUGUUUUAUGACAAAUGUCUAUAGCCUAGCAGUACAAACCUUCCCUGCAAUGGAGGUGUUGACCAAUCAUUUCUUAACAUGAAAUGAAUUCAUCUUUAUAGGCUCAAUUCCAAUUACUGAUUUCCCUGGCCCUCACCUUUCUAAUGCCAAGCUAUGCUGCACAAAGGCAAUUAGGCUAGUUUAUUUGCUCUUUAUUUCACCUCCUUUAUAACAAUUGUUGUUUUCCAUCAAGUUGCAGCUGACUUAUGGUGAUCCCAUAGGGCU